AUCGUGUACAUUUUUAAAUAAUUAAAAUGCAAUUAUUCAAAAAAUUACAAAACAAGUUAACAUUAAUUCAGUCUAAAAGUUCAGCAGAUCUGCAAUCGAUGGCCAGAUUGAAGUGUUUGCGGACUGAAGAGGCGGCACAACAGUCAUUUGAAGAAGUGGCCGCUCGUCUUGAGACUGAUCUAAGGAAUGGUCUGAACUGGAAUCAAGUGGAAUAUCGAAUCAAUUCUUAUGGUUAUAACGAACUUGAAGUAAAAGCUGAAGAACCACUUUGGAAGAAAUACAUCGAUCAGUUUAAAAAUCCAUUAAUUAUCUUAUUGUUGGCCUCAGCGUUGGUCAGCGUAUGUAUGCAACAAUUUGACGACGCCUUUAGUAUUACUGCUGCAAUCAUUAUUGUAGUGACCGUAGCCUUCGUUCAAGAAUAUCGAUCUGAGAAGUCAUUAGAAGAACUGAACAAAUUAGUGCCACAACUGUGUAGUUGUCUGCGUGGAGGACAUGUCGAGACACUAUUAGCCAGAAAUCUAGUUCCCGGAGAUAUAAUAUUAUUGGCGACCGGAGAUAGAAUUCCUGCUGAUCUCAGAAUUUUUGAAGCGGUUGACCUCUCAAUAGAUGAGAGCAGUUUUACCGGUGAAACGGAACCUUCUAUUAAAACUACUUAUCCUAUUACCGGUAAUUGUAAAAUUAAUUCGGUUUCUGAUAGACAUAAUAUUGCAUUUAUGGGAACAUUAGUCAGAUGUGGAAAUGGGAGGGGAAUUGUUAUUAAUACUGGUAUUAAUUCUGAAUUUGGAGAGAUAUUUAAGAUGAUGCAGUCAGAGGAGGCGCCCAAAACGCCCCUUCAAAAGAGUAUGGACUCAUUAGGGACUCAGUUGUCUUUUUAUUCUUUUGGAAUAAUUGGAUUAAUUAUGAUAUUGGGAUGGAUUCAGGGCCGACCUAUACUUGAAAUGUUUAAUAUUGGUGUCAGUUUGGCUGUGGCUGCCAUUCCCGAAGGUUUACCUAUUGUGGUGACCGUAACGUUAGCAUUAGGUGUGAUGAGAAUGGCAAAGAGGAAAGCAAUAAUUAAACGAUUGCCAACAGUCGAGACAUUAGGAUGUGUGGACACUAUUUGUUCAGAUAAAACGGGAACUUUAACUAAAAAUGAGAUGACUGUCACUGCAAUUGUCACAUCAGAGCUUUAUAGAGCAGAUGUUAGUGGUGUCGGUUAUACCGGAGGGGGAGAAGUCAUUCUCAGUGAAGAUACCGAUUCAUAUAAAAAACAAAUGGAUUCAAUUAAAAAACUAUUAGAGAUCGGCUGUAUUUGUAAUAAUGCAGAUAUAACUGGUGGUCAACUUAGAGGUCAGCCAACUGAAGGAGCACUUAUAGCAGCGGCACAUAAGUUGGAUAUGUUUAGUAUUAAAGAUAAAUUUAUUCGUUUACAAGAGUUUCCAUUCUCUUCUGACCAAAAGCUAAUGGCUGUCAAAUGUAUUCCCAAAUUUGGUCCCAAAGAUGAAGAGAAAUACUAUGUGAAGGGAGCUCUUGAAAAAGUAUUACCACUUUGUACUAAAUAUUCUGCAAAUGAAAACAUUAUACAAUUGACAAAUGAAAGACACGAACAAUAUUUAAAUGAAUCACAAUAUUUGGGACGAAAAGGAUUAAGAGUUCUAGCUUUUGCUUAUGGAUCUAAAUUAGACGAUUUAGCUUUUGUCGGAAUGGUUGGUAUUUUAGACCCUCCGAGACCUGGAGUUAGAGAAUCUAUUCGUACACUACAAGCCAGUGGUGUCAACGUUAAGAUGUUAACUGGAGAUUCACAGGACACUGCCUGUGCUAUCGCCACAAGACUUGGAUUCUAUGCCACAGGAAAUGCUAUUAUUUCUGGAGAUGAAAUCGAUGCUAUGGAUGAAACAAUGUUUGCUACCAGAGUGUCAUCAAUUGGUGUCUUUUAUAGAGUAGGUCCGGCACAUAAACUCAAAAUUGUUAAGGCAUUGCAAAAGAAUGGUGCAGUUGUUGGCAUGACUGGUGAUGGGGUUAAUGAUGGAGUGGCUCUCAAAAAAGCUGACAUCGGAAUAGCAAUGGGAAAGAUGGGAACAGAUGUUUGUAAAGAAGCUGCAGACAUGAUACUCGUCGACGACGACUUUUUUACUAUUAUGUCCGCCAUUGAGGAAGGAAAAGGCAUUUUUCACAAUAUUCGCAAUUUUGUUCGCUUUCAGCUGUCGACGAGUAUCGCCGCUCUUUCAUUGAUAGCUUUCUCGACACUUUUACAUAUACCGAAUCCUUUAAAUGCAAUGCAAAUAUUAUGGAUUAACAUCAUAAUGGAUGGACCACCUGCUCAGAGUUUAGGUGUAGAACCAGUAGAUCACGACAUACUGAUCCAACCGCCACGUAAUGUCAAAGAGCCGAUGAUUACUAAAGAUUUAAUAAUCAAUGUUCUAAUAUCGGCUUCUAUUAUAAUUACGGGAACUUUAUUUGUUUUCAUUGCUGAGAUGAGCGAUCAAGUAGUGACUCCAAGAGAUACGACAAUGACGUUCACGUGUUUUGUAUUUUUCGAUAUGUUUAAUGCAUUAAGUUGUAGAUCACAGGUGAAAUCUGUAUUUCAAAUCGGACUGUUAAAGAACAGAACAUUUGUAUAUUCGGUGACGGGAUCUAUAAUAUGUCAAAUGCUUGUUAUAUAUGUCCCACAAUUGCAGCGAAUCUUUGUCACUGAAGCUCUCUAUUUAAGCGAUCUUUUAUUUCUGUUAUGUAUUACAUCCACUGUUUUUAUUGUGUCUGAAAUGAGAAAAUUUUUUAAACGUCAAGCCCUAAAGCGAGAAAAACGCAAUCAAGUCUAUCAAAAUCAUAUGGUUUAGCAAAUGGUUUUUAAUUAUUUAAAUUGCAAUCAUCUUAUCAUUAUUA
Messenger RNA from Oppia nitens, 2862 nucleotides. RefSeq names its product calcium-transporting ATPase type 2C member 1-like (gene SPoCk). The transcript is spliced from 10 exons. The record is from RefSeq and is a predicted model, not a curated record. Bases 27 to 2816 code for a protein of 929 amino acids. Gene Ontology annotation, biological process: manganese ion transport; calcium ion transmembrane transport; intracellular calcium ion homeostasis. Gene Ontology annotation, molecular function: P-type calcium transporter activity; ATP hydrolysis activity; ATP binding. NCBI's taxonomy places the organism in Eukaryota, Metazoa, Arthropoda, Arachnida, Sarcoptiformes, Oppiidae. Gene Ontology annotation, cellular component: plasma membrane; Golgi membrane; endoplasmic reticulum.